Molecule: messenger RNA, 450 nt
Organism: Plodia interpunctella (Indianmeal moth)
Lineage: Eukaryota; Metazoa; Arthropoda; Insecta; Lepidoptera; Pyralidae
Exons: 2
Coding region: 70-408 (112 amino acids)
Source: RefSeq, a predicted model, not a curated record
GUGCAUUAUAUCUUAAACUUUCCUAAAUUUAGUUGUGGUUCAGUCAGCCGUUACCAGCCAUUGCAGAAAAUGAAGUGCGUCAUACUUUUGUUUUUAAUUGGUGUAGUGAUAGUACAUUGUGGUCAUACGUUUCUGGGGACAAGCGUUUUGAGGCCUUUGGUGUAUCACCACAACGCUGAAUAUGGCGCGAAAAUAUUUCAAAAACGAGUUGAAAACAUUUACUACUCGCUGCCAGAGAAGUUUUUAAGAGAACGACGUUCUAUUAAGGGUAUCUUGGCGUACGACUUGCAGCACAGCCAAGCGUCCGCCAACAUCACCCAGGGUGGACUUGGCUACAACUUCGUCAACAUCCGCAUGAAGAGCGAGAGGGGGCUGCCUCUCCACUACGACAUAUCCAUCUACACAUAGAAUGCUUUUCUAAUCUCUGCAUUUAAUAAAUUAUGCAGAUGG